UUCGACUCGGUACUCUCGUCUCUCAGCGACCCAAAAUUUACAUAAUAUGCAUUCAGUCGCGAGCGUAGUGGCUGGCUGUUAUCACGCGCGCGCUCAUACCAUACUGACCGCGAUUGUUUUCACAAACCGGCGACAAAUAAACAUUAAACAGCCAUUACAACACUAUAAAACUCGGCUCAAUUAUUUUGAAUACAAUGGACAAUAAGUGAUACAUGUGCACAAGUGUACUACAUACCGCAUCGUAGUUCCAUAGAUGUGAAGUGUUUUAUAGUAUAGAAAGAGGCAAUGAAGCGCGGAUGAUUGUUUACUGAUCCUGCAACGUCCAUUAUACGGAACUUGAAAGUACAUCACAACAAUGGAGGCGGUGUGCAUGCAAGGUGACAACGCGUGCGAAAUACGCGCUCUCGCCGCAGCAUUGCACUCUAUUCACCUGUACUGCGCGACCAUCGCCGCAGCGCUCAUGUGUUGCUGCACAACCAAACAGAAACAUUACAGAUGCACGAAACAAUGGCGAGGUCAAAAUGUCCGUGGGAUAGCCAGUCUCGUUUUGUGCGCUGUCUGGUGCUGUGAAGCAGCUGCAUCGUUACUGCGGCCAUUAGAUAGUGUUCGACUGGUGUCGUCGUUAACCGCGCCGCUAGCAUGGGUUGCGGCAGCCGCUUUCCAUGUGGCCUUGUGGACUCGGCAUUCCGUGGCCCCUAUUCUGUACCUCAGCAUAUAUUGGUUUCUUUCGGCGGUGUCUGCUGCUACUAUCAUGAGACAACACAUAGCGUCAGGAGUGACAGCGAAACAUAUAGAAAUAUACAUUCAAAGUACUUCCUUGUUACUGUGCCUGCUGAUGUCUGCAGUGGACGGCCUAUGUUUUUAUGACGAAGUUACGAAACGUAGUAGUAGUCGCCAUAAAACGCCAACAAAUAACCCAACCAUUUCUUACAAACAUAGCAGCAGUCAUUUCUACUCCAAAGUGUUGUUUUAUUGGCUAAAUACAUUAUUAUAUGAAGGAUUCAAAGCUCCCCUAGAACAAUCGGACCUAGGAGAACUUCCCAAAAAAGAACAGUCCAUGCAACACUACCGAAAAUUCUCAAAAAUAUACGAAAAAUAUGAGAUAAUGAAGGUUAACAAUCGAUGUUCUAACAUUUGGAAAUGUUUCGUACGAAAAGUAUGGCCAAAUUUUUAUAUAGCUGGUUUAUUGAAAUUAUUCGGAGAUUUGAUAGGUGUCGUGCCUCCCCUAGGUUUAGCAGCUAUUGUACAGUAUAUUGACAACCCAGUGGUGAAUGGUGUCAACGAUUCCCCAGUGACUCUACAUGAAUUUUUCAGUAAUGGCUAUGUCAUGUUGUGUGUUGUCACUAUGGCACUGAUCGGCCAAGCAUUACUCUCGCAAAAUUCGACACACUUAGUUACAGUUGAAGGAACAAGAUUAAAAACAGCUUUGCAGGGCAUGAUAUAUGAUAAGAGUAUGCGGCUGGCGCCAUGGUCAUCAACGAACAUUGCGGACGAUGAAUCGUCUCCCCUCUUGCACCAGUCUGAUGAAGCUAGUAUGCGGACUGGGCUCCUCACGAAUUUGGUCGCUCAGGAUACAUACAAUAUAAUGUCUUGUGUUUGGGUUUGUCACUACAUUUGGGCUAUACCCUUAAAGAUAGCAGUUAUAUUGUAUCUGUUACACAUGAAACUAGGAGUGAGUGCAUUAAUAGGAACAGCAGCUGGCGUCCUAAUUAUUACGCCUCUGCAAUUCUAUAUAGGAAAGAAACUUUCCGAUAACUGCAAAGACAUAUCAAAAUGCACAGAUCAUAGGAUAUCAAAAAUGACUGAAAUAAUAAAAGGAAUGAAUGUUAUAAAGCUUUAUGUAUGGGAAGAUUUAUUCAAAGAGAAAAUAUUGCAAUUAAGAGAGGUGGAACUUAAGUUUUUAAAUAAAGAUUCUGUGUAUUGGAGCUUUUUAACAUUCACAACACAAAUUUCUACCAUAUUAAUUACGGUAAUAACAUUCACUGUAUACUACGUCCUUGAGGACGGUAAUAACUUCACUGCAGCAAAAGUAUUUGCCGGAUUAGCGUUUUUCAACCAACUUACAGUGCCGUUGCUAAUUCUGCCGGUUACUGUAUUAAUGAUUAUUCAAGCUAUGGUCAGUACCAAGAGAAUUGAAGAUUUUUUGGCUCUUCCCGAAUCUAGUAACUUAAAAGACGACACCAAUAAAAAAAUAAAUGAAGCGUUUGACAAGCGCAAGGAAAUUGAUGUUGAUUCUACUGACAACGUUAUAUGGGACAAUCCUUGGGAUAAUAAUAUUACGAAUAUUGACGAAGAAAUUGAUAUAAAACUUGAUGACCAAUUCACUGAAGAAGAGAAUCUUAGUUCCAAAUCGCAAUAUUUGGUCAAAUUUAAAAGUGCAGUUUACACAUGGAGACUUCGAAAUGAUUUGUUAGAAAUUGAAGAUUUAAAUAUUCCAGCAGGUAAACUAAUAAUGGUGGUUGGCAACACAGGGUCUGGUAAAUCGUCUCUGCUUUCUGCUAUACUCGGGGAAAUGUAUCUAGAAAAAGGAGAUGUGAUUUACCAUCGAGAUUGUUCAACUGCAUACGCUGGUCAACCACCAUGGCUGCUGGAAGGAUCAGUACGUGACAAUAUUAUCAUGGGAAAUAAAUGGUGUCAAAAAAAAUACGCACGCGUGCUCCGAGCGACUGGUUUGAGGCCAGACUUGCAACUUUUACCAGAAGGUGAUGCGACACGUUUGGGCAGUCACGGCGCUCCUCUCUCGGGAGGCCAGCGUGUGCGAGUCUGCGUGGCUCGGGCACUAUAUUCCGAGGCCCAACUUCUGGUCUUGGAUGAGCCGCUUGGAGCACUGGACGCGCCACUGGCUCGGCAUCUGGUCGCACACGGAUUAUUACCUACGACUCGAUCUGGUCGCACCGUCGUACUGGCUACCAACAGACUAGAACUACUACAUUAUGCUGAUCUGGUAAUAGCUAUGGAGGGCGGUCGCGUGUCCGGUUACGGGCGCGCCGGGUGCCCUGAGAGCAAGGCGGUGCUGGCGCGGUGGGCGCAGCUGGCGACGGAGGCACGCGCGGCGGCAGCUCGCGUGGGCGCAGGACCACCCGAUGGCACCGCCCGGGAGCGCUCGCAUCUCGUCAGAGUACUGAGCCGCGCCAAGUUCCAGAGGACCAUAUCUGACGACGCUGCGGUUGGUAUAAAUGAAGCGGCCGGGGCGCACUUGCUCGCCGAAGUGCCGAUGUGCGCUGGAGGUAGCUGGCGUCGCUCUGCCUCGCACCAGCGCCCAGCGCUCUCCAGACAAUUCUCAUCGCCACCACCAUCCUCUAUGUACAAUAAAUGGCGACGUGAAGUACGUCGGACAGUGAGUGCGGAUGAAUCGAAUACAACCCUACAAAGAGAAGCCAGUCUUUUGCGCCGGCUAUUCACUGCUCGUUCUAACCGCACGCUCACCAGAUGGACUCCAAGAACUCUGCGACGGUUAAUAAGCACUGAUUCCGACACGACCACGGGAAAUAACAUCAGGGCUAACGUUCCUCCAGAUGAAUGCACGGUCGAGACAACAUACAGCUCGUUAACAUCCAACGGAGUCGAGACUAACGUCGGAGUAAUUACCGACGACUCCUGUUCCGAUAACCAUGAAUCAGAGAAUGAUAUAAGCGAGUGCACUUUAUGGAAAGAAUAUGCCGAAGCGUGUGGGUGGUGGAGCGCUAUGUACUGGGCAGCGGCGGCGGCUGCACAGGCGCUCGCCGUUGCAGCCGACUGCUGGCUUACGCGCCUUACCGCUGACAACUCCCACAACACGUUGUCUGAACAACAGACGUGGACGAGUAUCCAAAUCUACGGCGCAUGGAGUGUUGGUGGCGUGUGCGCGGCGGGUGUGGCGCAGGCGUGGUGCGCAUGCGCAGGCGCGCGGGCUCGGCGCACAUUGCACGAGAAGCUGUUGCACGCCACGCUGCACGCACCACUGCACCACCAUCACGCCACGCCCAGCGGCGCUACUCUACAUAGAUUCUCUUCGGAUAUAUUAGUCAUAGAUAAGAAACUUCCUACUGCAAUAAGCCGGUGGGCCCAGUUGGGCCUCUUGUGCGUGGCUGCUAUAUUAGUAAAUGCUAUAGCUGCACCUUGGAGCGUCCUAGCUCUACUGCCAGCGUGUUUAUUUUACCUAUUACUACAAGCUGUUUACCUUCGUAAUGCCAGGGAGCUGCAAAGUAUCGAAGGCCAGAGUGCAGGAAGAGUAGUAUCACUUUGUGCUGAAACUUACACAGGAGGUAGCACCAUCCGCGCCGGAUGCCUUCAACAGCGCAUGCGUGCUGCGUUCAUGCGAAGACUUGAUGCUAAUCAUAAUGCAUUGCUCCUUCUUAACGCAGCUAACCGCUGGCUAGGUCUUUCUCUGGACCUGGUAGGAGCAGCCAGUGUGUGCGUGGCUUUAGGAGUGGCCCUGAGCGGAGACAGCAGCGCGGUGGCGGGCCUGGCGGGCGCGUAUGCGUUGUUACUGCCGGCGUACCUCGCACACCUCGCCAAGUGCCGCGCCGAUCUCGACCAACAACUCGCCGCGCUGCAUAGAGUGCACACCGAUGCGAAUGUGCCGCAGGAAGAUUACAGGGAAUAUUGUUCCAUACCGUCUGAAUGGCCUAGGAAUGGCAAAAUUGUAUUUGAAAAUAUGAGUGUACUACACGAGCCUGGCGGAGUUGAGUGCUUGCAUAACAUUAACUUCACGGUGAAUUCUGGAGAAAAGGUAGCCAUCUGCGGCAGAAGCGGAAGCGGUAAAUCCACAUUACUACAAUCUUGCGUUGGUGCAACCACGAUCUCGGCCGGUCGCGUCCUAGUGGACGGACAGGACGUGACGCGCGUACCGCUGCGUGCGCUGCGCCAUCGGCUCGUCACACUGCCACAGGAGCCCGCCAUUUUCUCUGGCACUCUGCGAGAGAACCUCGACCCAUUGGCAGUACACACUGAUGAAGAAAUAUGGCACAGUCUGCGAGCCGUCGGAUUGUACGAUUUCGUUACCGCGCAAUCGGCUGGUUUAGAGUGCAGCGUGGCGCGCGGGUGGAGCGCGGGGGGCGUGGCGCGGGUGUGCGGGGCGCGGGCGGCGCUGCACGCGCGGCUGGCGAGCGCGCUGGUGCUGGACGAGCCGGCCGCCGCACUGGACGCGCCCGCCGAGCGAGCGCUGCUCCACGCUCUGGCCGCCAUCGCGCCCCACACCACCAUACUCACCGUGGCGCAUCGAAUAUCGUCAGUGCGAGACUACGACCGCGCCCUAGUGCUGGAGGAGGGGCAGGCGGUGGAGCAAGGUCCGGUCUCCGCGCUGCUCGAGCAACCCAGCUCGCGACUCGCGCGGAUGUUGGCCGCCACACGCCGCUUCACGUGACCAAACAAUUAUAUAUCAGUACAGGAAAAUGUAGAUAAUUGGUUAUUUUCCUACGUCCAGAGGAGCACUUUAACACAAACAUCUAAAUAAAUUAAUUUUGCUCCUCUUAGUAAAGGAAUAAUUGGCUUUUACAAAUUAAUUUUAUAAAUUGGACAUGGUUUCGAAUAAUAAAUUUACAUAAUAUAACUAAGGUGGAAAGAUAUUCCAGGCGUAUAGUCACAAUAUGACGUAUUUUUACAAUGUUUACAAUAAUUACAAUGACUAGCAAUAUAAUAUUGUGCUUAUUAAUAAAUGAACUGUUUGUUAAAAUAAAUGACAAUAAAAA
This is a messenger RNA of Manduca sexta (tobacco hornworm), 5669 nucleotides long. RefSeq names its product ATP-binding cassette sub-family C member Sur (gene Sur). The record is from RefSeq and is a predicted model, not a curated record. Lineage: Eukaryota; Metazoa; Arthropoda; Insecta; Lepidoptera; Sphingidae. Gene Ontology annotation, biological process: transmembrane transport. Gene Ontology annotation, cellular component: membrane. The transcript has 26 exons. The coding region runs from base 356 to 5344 and encodes 1662 amino acids. Gene Ontology annotation, molecular function: ATP binding; ABC-type transporter activity; ATP hydrolysis activity.